Molecule: messenger RNA, 321 nt
Organism: Aspergillus ibericus CBS 121593
Lineage: Eukaryota; Fungi; Ascomycota; Eurotiomycetes; Eurotiales; Aspergillaceae
Exons: 1
Coding region: 1-321 (106 amino acids)
Molecular function (GO): oxidoreductase activity
Source: RefSeq, a predicted model, not a curated record
AUGGAACACGUCUGCUUUUCUGCCUUCGACCCGAUUUUCCUCCUGUAUCACACGACUCUCGAUCAGUUAUGGCCUCAGUGGCAAUUCAGGGAUGUAUCUCGUUUAACUGCCAUGGGAGGGCCGCUGGUUGCGCCCGCAGUCAUGCUUGGAGAGGCUCAGCCUUCGUUCUUGGGCGUUGACGUAUUCGUUCCCUACUUUGGGGAUAAUGGAAACACAACCACGCUCAAUCACCGUAUGUGGAUGGCUGGCAUUGUCGAGAAUAUCACGGUGGCGGAUGCCAUGAGCGUUGAGAUUGAGGGAAUGUGUAUUCAGUAUGUUUAG